CUGUGAUUGGUUCUAUCAAAUGACCUUAAUCAGUUCGUAAUUGUGAACCAAAUCACAUCUUAAUAUUUUACUCGACAAUGGAAUUAGAGAGAAUAUUUUUGAAGAGAUGUUUUAUCAAACAUAAACCUGAAGUGACAGCCCGUAAGGAGAUUCGUCUAAAAACCAAACCUGGAAAUCAGUCAGCCAAGGUUCAGUAUACUUUAGAAAUAAGACCUCCACUGAUUCACUUAAAUGAUCCCAAGGAAUUUUAUUUGGAUGUUAUUGGAUCCCAAAAUAAAUGGUCUACAAAGUUCAAGUUCACUGAAAAUCUUGCUGAUUUACAAUCAUCUGUCGGAAAGAUUGAGCGAGGAAACGUUGGAAGGAUUCAGUACUUGAGGAUCUCACCUUGUGAAAACAACAUCGAGUCUAGAUACGUUAUGGAUAGUCUGAAAGUGACUCAAAAUUUAGAGGCAAUGGAAAUCUAUCAUUUGUUGAAAAGCCCACAAUUCUAUAAAUUAUUACCGUCUGAGUUGAGGAACUGUUCGCUACAGGACUAUUCACUAAUAACACAGUACAACUGUGAAGGUUUAGAAAAAAGAAAAUUUAAUGUAUCUCUACCACUAGCUUAUAAAUACAUCUUUGAGGAGUCGGCUUACGGCAACUUCAAACCACCUUCAACAUACUCGCUCGAAUUUUCAGAUAUAACUGUCGGUUUAUAGCGUAAAGAAGUUGGACGUUCGGCCGGUGUCUAGAAUCUACGACUAACUAUUGUUACAAGCUUUUAGUAUCGAUCCUUGUGAAAAUAACAUCGCUGAACAAUUAAUAUUCUGUAUCCAAAUGCUUUACCUUACAUACUUAACAGAAACAUAUUGAAUACUGCUUGCAAAUGUUAGCUUAUUGAAGUUAAAUUGAUUCUGAAACUGGUAGAGUAUUAUGAUAAUUCAAGUAAAUAUAUAUCAUUUCAGGUUCUUCACUCGUUUUCUAACAAAUAAAUUGCGGAAUGACGUCAACAUUUCU
Messenger RNA from Schistosoma bovis, 996 nucleotides. The record is from the annotation of a GenBank genome assembly. Lineage: Eukaryota; Metazoa; Platyhelminthes; Trematoda; Strigeidida; Schistosomatidae.